Electrophorus electricus (electric eel) is the source of this 3376-nucleotide messenger RNA. Its product is annotated as RING finger protein 145. The record is from RefSeq and is a predicted model, not a curated record. Lineage: Eukaryota; Metazoa; Chordata; Actinopteri; Gymnotiformes; Gymnotidae. Gene Ontology annotation, cellular component: endomembrane system. Gene Ontology annotation, molecular function: zinc ion binding; ubiquitin protein ligase activity. Gene Ontology annotation, biological process: proteasome-mediated ubiquitin-dependent protein catabolic process; ERAD pathway.
CUCACCAGAUCCACGAUGAUGGAAUAGCCUUGUCUAACUGUCAAACUUGCAUUGCUUAAUGAUGUUAUCAGUGGUUUCCCUCACUUUUUAAAAGCAAGUACUGUGUGUUUAAAUAGUAGUUGUUCACUGGAGGACAUUACCAGGAAUGAAAAAGAAGCUAUCGUUUGCAAAACUACAUAGCCGCAGUGGACUAGCCGCAGGUGGCUGUAGUAGGAGUUGAAAGCCAGGCCAUGGUGACACAUGGCUUUAUUGUAGCGAACAAACGACACCGGCUUUUACGAAAGAAAUGUAGGUUAGGUAACGUUAAGCAGUCAGCCUUCUUUAAGUAGCCGUGCAUCUUUUGCCAUGCUACUCAUAAACGUCUUCAAAAGCUUGCAAAAACCCGGAAGGAAGAUUGUGCCAGCACAGUGAACCGAAAAUAUGUCGAGGACCGAUGCAAUGUGAAGUCAGAUAACAUUAGCUAGAGAUAGCGACUUAAAGACGAUUAACAAGCUAACAACAGUACUGGAAGAACACUGCAUACCACUUCACUAGAUAGCAGCUUAUACUGGCAGGAAUUAGUCGACUGUAUGAAGUUUUUCAAGAACAGAAGCCUUAAAAGACGUCGCCUUCAGCAAUUCAUGACCUGACACCAUCAUCCUGUGCUUGGUCGCGGUUCCGUGGUAAACAUGGUGCGAUUAGAAGACGUAGCUAAUGUGGUCCUUAGGGUGCCCAGCAUCUUGGUACUGGACCUGCUCUAUAAAUGCGACGUUGAGAGCUUCACGUAUCAUCUCAGAGCGAAGAGCGAGGACCUGCUCUUCAAGUAUAAGUAUGUCAUCUGGAACAUGUACUACCUAGGUCACAUAGUAAGCACGGUGGUCUUGCUGUUGCCACUUGGACACAUUGUGCAGCUUUAUCUACAUAUUCUCACUGCCCUUCUUCUCUACAUGGGCCAUCAGAUCUCUAGGGAGUACCUGCUAGCGGAGAGUCAAUACGGGUAUGACUAUGCACUCUUCCUUGAUCCACCAGCUUUGAAUCGUUUUGUGACUGCACUAACAAGUCAGAUUAUUGUUACCACUCUGUGUGCGUUCCUCAUGCGCACUCGUCGUGUGUGGCUGUUCUCUGCUCACUUGGUCCCUCUCGUGGCACGUGCAUGUUCCGUUUCUCAAGAUGCCGUCCUCACGCUCACCACCGUUUCCAUGGGGAUAACAGGGGCAGAGGUCGCCAUCUUCCUCCUCAUGAACCUCUUUGUGCCAUAUAGACUGGCCAGAGCAGCAUAUCGUGAGAUGGCCCAAGCAGAGAUGACGGAUUUGUACCGGUUGCUGGCAGUGGGCGUGUCUCUUUGGCAUAGCUUUGCUGUACCUGUGUUGUUCAGUGUCUUCUGGUUUGUGCUCUUUGGGGUCCAGCUUGUCUCUAAUGUGGGUACCCCCACUGCUGUUCAGGAGGGGCUGCUGCUCUAUCUUCUCACAUGCAUGUCAGAAUGCUGUGCUAGUCCAUACUCUCUGCUGGGUUUGACAUUUGUGGUUUCUUAUUUGGCUCUGGGACUCCUAAACCUCUGCAAGUUCUACCUGGGAGGAUUUACAGCCCUGCAGAAUCACAAUGUCAUGCACAGGGGUGUGACAGAGGGUGUGACCCUGCUGUUGCUGGCCCUGCAGACUGGCUUGUUGGACAUGGUAGCACUGCAACGCUGCUUCCUCCUCUUCAUCAUCCUCUUUAUUGUUCUCACUUCUACACUGCAGAGCAUGAGUGAGAUAACUGAGCCCAUUGUGCUAGGUCUUGGGGCCAGUAGAAACAGGAGCGUGUGGAAGCAUGUGCGGGGUCUGAGCAUGUGUGCUUUUCUGCUGCUGUUCCCGGGGUUCAUGGCCUAUAAGAUCUCCCAGUUCUUCCACAUGGACUUCUGGCUUCUCAUUCUGGUCUCCAGCUGCAUGCUUACGUCACUGCAGGUCACAGGCACCCUGCUGAUCUACUGCUUGUUCAUGGUGGAGGUGUGGCGCGGUGCUCCCUUGCCUGGCCUGGAUGAGGUGGUCUAUUAUGUAAAUGGUGUGUGUCGGAUACUGGAGUUCGCGGUGGCGCUGUGUGUGGUAGCAUAUGGGGCGUGGGAGUCCCUGUGGGGUGAGUGGAGCUGGAUGGGGGCGUCGGUAAUCAUCAUCCAUUCCUACUGCAAUGUGUGGCUGCGUGCCCAGGCCGGCUGGAAGAGCUUCCUGCUCCGACAGGAAGCGGCACGCAAGAUCAAUUUGCUCCCACGGGCCAGUACUCAGCAGCUGCAGGAGCACAGCGAUGUAUGUGCCAUCUGUUUUCAGGAUAUGACAUCAGCAGUGAUAACCUACUGUGGCCAUUUCUUUCAUGGAAACUGUCUAAGGAAGUGGCUGUAUGUGCAGGAAACAUGCCCAAUGUGUCAUACCUCCAUCAAACAGCCUGCAUCCACCCAAACAACUGCUGCACAUGACAUCCAUCCCCAGCCAGCCCCACCACAGCCCCACCCACAUCACCAAGAGACAGCCCCUGAGCACGCUGAUGUGCACCAAGAAGAAGCACAUGGCCCACAGGGAGAUGGAGUCUGUUCCUUGAAUAAAAAAUGUGAGUCUGAAGGACCAGCCAAGAGGAGCAGCAUGCAGGACCUAACCUGUAGCUCUAGUGGCGACUCUGAAGGCAUAAACAUUGCUGCUCCUAGCUGCUCAUCAGAGGGAGGACCUGCAUCGCAGCACAGGGAGAGAAAUGAAGACUCUAUUAGCUCUCUAUUCAGGGAGUUACCUGAGCAGAAUUGAGAAAAAGGAGAAAGCAGGAGGCCAUUAAGGCACUAUGGAGAGGUAAUUAAGCGCCAAAGAACUGACCUGCUCCUCUUUUACUGAGAUCUGGGUACCAAUGGCUACAACACUAAAAUCGUUGGAGGAGUGAAUCUACUUCUACAUCCCUCUGUUAAGCAAUACCAAAUAUAUUCAUCUUUAACAUUCUUGAAGCUAAAUUUGUGUGGAAAUGUUUAAUAUGAGGUUGAUUUUCCAGAUUGACUUUGAAAAUAUACAUUUGCCUUUAUAUCAGAAAAGGUAACUGAAUUGCUAAUGGAACGGACUCGAUGAUCUUAUUGGCCCUUUCUAAAGUACUGUAUGGUAAUGUGAACAUUAAGUUAAUUCAGUAAAUUUCUUCAAGCAAAGUUAUUUUACUUGUUGUUAAUGAUGAGUGUAUUUUCUAUAUGUUGUAGCCUGGGAUGCAGGCUCAGAUGAGUGAGGUCUGUAUGUCAUUCACCUCAGAGAGCAUCACAAACUGGCUGUGCCUCAGCGCCUUCGUUUCUCUUAAUCCUGAUUUUUAUACAUAAAUAACAUUAUUAUGGCCCAAUUGCAUUUUUUGCUUUUCAUGAAAUUGUAUAACUGUUGGACUGACUCUUAAAAGUUGCUUAAUUUUG